Messenger RNA from Carlito syrichta (Philippine tarsier), 3174 nucleotides. It is a transcript of the gene RAB11FIP4, whose product is annotated as RAB11 family interacting protein 4. The transcript has 12 exons. NCBI's taxonomy places the organism in Eukaryota, Metazoa, Chordata, Mammalia, Primates, Tarsiidae. Bases 86 to 1579 code for a protein of 497 amino acids. Gene Ontology annotation, cellular component: endocytic vesicle; cleavage furrow; midbody. Gene Ontology annotation, biological process: endocytic recycling; regulation of cytokinesis. The record is from RefSeq and is a predicted model, not a curated record.
CAUCGAGGUCACAGUCCCUGCCUUUGCUGAUGGCGAGCUCAUCCCCAGGGAGCCCGGCUUCUUUCCUGAGGAGGAGGAGGAGGCCAUGACGCUGGCCCUGCCCGAGGGCCCCCAGGAAUCAGACACGGACAGCCCCAUGGAGAGCACCCAGAGCCUGGAAGGGUCUGUCGGGAGUGCCAUAGAGGAGAAAGACGGGGGUCUCGGGGGCCUGUUUCUGCCAGAGGACAAGUCUCUGGGCCACACCCAGUCCAUGACGACCUCAGACCUCUCCACACACUCCACCGCCUCACUCAUCAGCAAUGAGGAGCAGUUUGAAGACUACGGGGAGGGAGACGACGUGGACUGUGCCCCCAGCAGCCCCUGCCCGGAUGACGAGACCAGGACCAACGUCUACUCGGACCUGGGGUCUUCGGUGUCUUCCAGCGCGGGGCAGACACCUAGGAAGGUGCGGCAUGCGUACAACAGUGAACUGCUGGAUGUGUACUGUUCUCAGUGCUGCAAGAAAAUCAACCUGCUGAACGAUUUGGAAGCCCGGCUGAAAAACCUGAAGGCCAACAGCCCCAACCGGAAGAUCUCCAGCACGGCCUUUGGACGGCAGCUCAUGCACAGCAGCAACUUCAGCAGCAGCAACGGCAGCACCGAAGACCUGUUCCGGGACAGCAUUGACUCCUGUGACAACGACAUCACAGAGAAGGUAAGCUUCCUGGAGAAAAAGGUGACAGAGCUGGAGAAUGACAGCCUCACCAACGGGGACCUGAAGAGCAAGCUGAAGCAGGAGAACACGCAGCUUGUGCUCAGGGUGCACGAGCUGGAGGAGAUGGUGAAGGACCAGGAGACUACAGCCGAGCAGGCGCUGGAGGAGGAGGCGCGGCGGCACCGUGAGGCCUACAGCAAGCUGGAGAGGGAGAAGGCCACUGAGGCGGAGCUGCUUAGCGCCAGGGUACAGCAAUUAGAGGAAGAAAAUACAGAGCUCAGAACGACAGUGACUCGACUCAAGUCUCAAACAGAGAAACUGGACGAGGAGCGGCAGCGCAUGUCCGACCGGCUGGAAGACACCAGCCUGCGACUCAAGGACGAGAUGGACCUGUAUAAGCGCAUGAUGGAUAAGCUGCGGCAGAACCGCCUGGAGUUCCAGAAGGAGCGGGAGGCGACGCAGGAGCUCAUCGAGGACUUGCGCAAGGAGCUGGAACACCUGCAGAUGUACAAGCUGGACUGCGAGCGGCCAGGCAGGGGCCGUGGCACUGCCUCUGGCCUGGGCGAGUUCAAUGCCAGAGCCCGUGAGGUGGAGCUGGAGCACGAGGUCAAGCGGCUCAAGCAGGAGAAUUAUAAGCUGCGGGAUCAGAAUGAUGACCUGAAUGGACAGAUCUUGAGCCUCAGCCUCUACGAAGCUAAGAAUCUCUUCGCCACCCAGACCAAAGCCCAGUCUCUGGCCGCGGAAAUAGACACAGCUUCACGCGAUGAGCUGAUGGAAGCCCUGAAGGAGCAGGAGGAAAUCAACUUCCGGCUACGGCAGUACAUGGACAAGAUCAUCCUCGCCAUCCUGGACCACAACCCCUCCAUCCUCGAGAUCAAACACUAAGAUGUGGGGCUGCCUGCGGGGCAUCCUCAGGACCUAGGACCAAGGGGCAGACCCCGUCUGAGACGCAGGCCCUGGCCGGGCCUCACACUCACUCUGUAAAUGUUUUUCUGGCCACCAUGUGUUCUGUUUCCUGGUGUCUAUAUGGGGAGGCCAUGUGCACGAACGAAGGGUGAGUGUGGGGCUGCGGCUGCGCGUAACGUCUGCACAGUUAGCUGUCCGUGCACUUUGUGGCCUCUUUGCAAGGGGCGGAGCAUUCUGGAAGUGGGAAGGGGGUCAAGGUCUGCUGUCAGGAAUUACUGUAAUAACAAGAACUGGAAGCUUGUGUUUCAGGUACUGGUUAAAAUGAUUCUACCUCUGGGGAUAAGGAUGAACAUAAACUCUAGUGAGAUGGGCUCUCUCACCCCACCCCUGCUCUCCUGGGAGUGGGAGCAGAAUUGUAAUCUUUUCUAGGAGUUUGAAUGCCCCACAGUUGUGUCCUCGCCAGCUUUUGGCCACCUUUCAGAUUCAGAGAGGAGGAAGGGGCGUAUGGUGGCCUGCGGGGUGCGGGGGUGUCCUCACUGGGUGCUCUGGCCAGCAGCCCUCUGAACGUGUGUGCACAGUGCCCAGAGGACUCAGGUGUGCAGAGGGACUGGCACAGGGCCAUCUACACUCUAGAGUUCUCCAUACCCUCCCGCGUCCUGCUGACCUACCUCCCCCUUUCUGUCCUUGUUUUGAUUUUAAGACAACGAAGCAGCAUUCAUGUGGGUGUGACUUGAGGGAGAAAAGAGGGUUGGGGAUGGAGUGUCUAAGGCAGGUGUUGACAUUGGGCAACUAAAGAGAUAAUUUCCGGGAGGGGCACAGCUUCCGUCCCACGACUGCAUGUUAGAUGCGACUGCAUGUUAGAUGCGUGGAUGGGCCUGGGAGGGGCACAGCUCCCGUCCCAUGGCUGUGUCUUAGACACACAGAUGGGCCCAAAAGAGGCACAGCUCCCAUCCCAUGGCUGCAUCUUAUGGGCCUCUGUCUGGCUCACCAGACUUGCCUCUCUACGUGGCCUGGCCAUGGCAGACGUGGGUUUUGGAUUUCAGAAUCUGAGCUCUGAGCUCCAGUCAGGGGACAGCAAGGCCCCUCUGUUCCAGCUGUCAGAAACACACCCAUACUUGGUUCUCAGCCAGGGGAGACACGCAGUGCUGGCGGGAGGUGCCUGGGAGAGUGACAAGAACUUUUGUCUUCCGUCCUUUGGACACAUGGUGGGAAUUCACACUAUACGGGUUUUUAGUGGAAUCUUUUGUUUUAGGGAGCUGGGAGUAGCUAUGGUACUUGCCUUAGAGUUUUCCAGUUUAUCUCAAGUUUUUAUCGCUUGUGAUUCAUUUCCUUAACCCAAAUACAUAUAAACACGUAUGGUCUUAUUUUCUCCUGGCAGGUCCAUGUUUUCUUCACAUCUAGUGUGAGAAGGAAGGUUUGGGCAUGUUGGAGGGUGGUAUGGAGGGGAGUAGCAGAGAAGAAAGGGCAGUGAGGGGGAGCUGGGGACUUGAGUGUGACCCCUGCUUGACAGAGGCUGGGCUGUGGCCAGGAUCCGCUUUCAUUCCCUUCCCAUUGAUUUUGCUUUCGUUGGAUUU